AUGAGUUUUUUUUCUGUGAGUAUCAUUUUGGGCCUUGUCAAUAUAGUGUUUGCAAUAACCCCAAUCAAACUACCUUAAAGUACAGAUAAAUUUAAAAAUUGCUUACACGUGGAAAAGGGAAAUUGUUAUUAAUGCUCAGCUUUACAUUUUCUGUUUACUUUGCCUCGAGAUAAUGAAAACUUAGGUUUGAAGGCAGGAACAAGAGUUUGUGUAAAAUGGUAAAUAUAAUAAAUAUCACCUAGUCCUUACUUUGGUUAUUUAGAUGAGAAUAACCUAUAUUGUGGAGAUUGUAUAGACAAUAGUCAAACUUGGGAUUAAAGGAGACUUUGUACUUAUGAUUACAAAACUAAAUCCUCUUAAGCUAAAUCAAUUUUCCAUAAGGUUGAUAGACCAGCAAAACAGUUGUUUUACAUAGUGUAAUCUGGCGCGGAUGAUGUAUUAUGUAAAUUUUAUCUAGUUCAAUUCAAUAAUGUGUGAUGGAUGUUCUAAUUUUUGUAAAUCAAAGAGCUAAACAUGUUUUGCAGUAUCUUAAUAAUUUUAAUAUGAUUUAAACAAUCCUUAUAUUUCAUGUGCAUAAGGUAAUUUUUAAUAACAUUUUUAGGAUAUGCAUUUAAUGAUGCUAUUGAAGGAUGUGAUUCAUGUCCUGAUAAUUGUUAAUCAUGUCAAAUAAAUGUUGUCAGAUCAAUGGAUAGUUUAGGGAAAAUAACAGUAACUACAAAAAAGAAGUGUUUAAUAUGCAAUGCUGGUUUUAGUUUAUUAAGUAUAAGAACAAAAAGUAAUAAAAAUGUAAUGUAAACAUUAUGCAUGGCUUGUUUUACUGGAUGUAGUGAAUGUUACUAUGGAAAAAAUCAAGUAAAUUUAAAUUAAGACCCUUGGGAUGUCUAUAAUAACUUUGAAUUAACAAUAAGUGAUUAGGCUCUUUUGGAUUAAUUGUACAUAGAUGAUCCUGAAAAUAAUCCACCUAAUUAGAUAUUUUUUGAUACAUUAUGGGAGAGAUAUCAAAUCGGACAAAGAUGUAGUGUAUGUACAAGUACUUCCUAAAGUACUUUCAUUCCUUCACUUAAUAGAUUUUCAUGUAUAAGAUGUGGAACAAAUUGUAGAAAAUGUGAGUAUGUUUCAUAUACUCUAACAGAAGAUUAAUAGUAAAAAUAUUAUAAUAAUUAUUUAGUCCAACACGAUUUAAAAAUAUAGUUAUAGAACCAGAUGGUACAAAUCCAUCAGUGACAGAUAUUGAAUCAGCUGAAGCUUCAUAUAUCUUCCGUUGUAGAGAAUGUGAUGAUUACACAUAAACAUUUUUGGCAACAGGAACUGGUUGUAUGGAUUGUUCUAAUUUACUAAAUUGCAAAUUAUGUCAUAAAUAAGGAAAUCCUACUCAGGGAGGAGAUGCGUCAUUUUCAACUCUAUUACCUGAUUUCACUCCUCUUGAUAAAGAAGAAUUAUCUACUCAAAGAUGUUUAAUUUGUGAGGAUGGAUAUUUUUUAAAUAAAGAUAAAAUUUGUGAGAUAUAAUCUUUAUUAAAUGUUGCACCGACAGGAUGUUUAGCUUAUGAAACUGACACUAACAAUCUUUUAAUAAAACAUUGUAGAAAAUGUAAUACUGGAUAUACUCUUAUGAAAGAUGAAGCAGAUGGAACUUGGAAAUGUACCUUUGAUUGUUAAUAAGAGAUAUAAGAUUUCUUAUGCCAAUCAUGUGUUAAAUAAGGUUCCAAAUUUAGAUGUUUGAAAUGUUUGGAUGGAUAUUAUGUUGAUGCUAAAGAUGGUACAUGUUAACCAUGUUCAGACAAUAAUAAUUGUAAAAAUUGUUAUAAAUUGUCUUUCAAAAGUAUUCAUCGAACUGAUUAUUAUUUAUAUGAAUAUGAUGGAGAUACUUAAACAUAUGGUCCAUAUUGUUAUGCUUGUACAGCUGGUGACAAUAAAAUAGGACCUAAAUUUAAUGAAGAUUUGAGAAUAUGUGAAAAAGGAGAAAUUUAUUGUGAAGAUUUCUAAGCCAAAGGAACCAAAGGUUAUUGUGAUUUAUGUAUAUCUGGUACUCUAGAAGAACCAGAGUUAUUUAAAACUUCAAGAUCAGCCUCUCUUGAUGGUGCUAAUUGUAUAGUAUGUCCUGCUUAUACUAUUGGAUGUAGAGAGAGAGAUUAAAGUGAAUUAAUGGUUGCAAAUAAAUAUUUUGCUCCUACAGAAGAAGGCCUUAUUUAGUUUUCUUACUUAGCAUAUAAAUGUGAUUCAACUGUAUCUUAUCUUGAUACUAAUAUUGGUAGAUGCUAAACACCAAAAGAUGGAGCUUAUUUAAAUUAUGAUACUAUUGUAAUCUAAGCUGAUUGUAUAUAAAAUAUGCCUCAUAUUAAUUCAAUAUGGAGAUUUAAUUCCCAAUAUACAGAUAUCACUUAAAAAACAGCAACUUUGAUACUUGAAAAUGUUAAUUCUACACCUCUUAUUGAUGCUACCAAAUUAAAAGAAUACAAUACUAAAUCUCUUAGUAAAAUCAUAAUUGAAUUAUAAUUUAAAUAUAAUCCUGAUCAAAACAACAAUAUUUGUUACUUUUAGAGAGAUACUUUUAUUUCAACUAAUCUUAGGAAAAAUAUUUUUGCUUUAAAAGAUCUAGAACUUGUAAUUAGUGUUUCUGGUGCUUCUCCUGGUUAAAGAAUUUAAUGGUAUAUCAUGAAUACUAUUUAUUUUGAAUAUUUCACUUCAGUAACCAUUAAAGAUAUUGAAAUAUUACCUGCAACUGAUUUAAAUACUUUGGGUCUCUACAAUAAUGUAGAAAGAUAUGAUAAACCUUUUGGAUUUGAGUUUUUAAAAAAUGAAGGAUCAAAAUUUUAAUUAGAGAAUGUUAAAAUUAAUAAUGGUUAAGCUGAAUCUCAUUAUAAUUCACUUGCUUAUACAACUCCAUAUAGUGAUACUGCAUAAUCUCUUAAGAAAUAUAAGCCAUUUUUUACUAUAUUAUUGAAUACAUAUAGUAUUUCAUUAAAGAAUGUCAUUUUUCAAUCUUAAAAUUAUUUAAUGGGGCCAGAUUUAUCAUAUUAGGCUAAACCUUUUGGAUUAGUUUAUGAGAAUAAUUUAACAUUUUAAUAUUUGAACAUUAGACUUGAAGAUGUGAGAUUUUAUGAUUUUGCUGUAGAAGAUUAAGCCAUUUUUGAAUUAUUGGACAUGACUUUAGUAACAGCUCCAGAAUGGAAUAGUAAAAUAUAUGUAAAAAAUGUAUAGUUUAAAGAUUGUUAUUUUAUUAAUGAUGGAGCAUUUUUAAGUACAAAAUUGACUGAAAAAUCUACAGGAAUGAUUAUAAUUGAUAAUUUGUAAAUGGAUAAUAUUGAAUAUAAUAAUUCAAGAGGAAUUAUAGAUUUUUAAACUAUGUAGAAAGUUAAAAUAAAUGGAUUUUCUAUGAUUAAUAGUAGAGUCAAUUAUACUACUUUAUUUCACAUUACAACUAUAGACAUGAGUAAAGUUUACUUGUAUAAUACAACAUUUACAUAUUUUGGUAAGAUGGUUUAGACUUAAUUUGAUAUAUUUACAAUAAAACCAAAUGAUGUGGAAUAUUCUGGAAUGUCUUUGAGUUUUAAUGAUUUAGAAUUCAAUUAAAUUACUUGUUUAUAUCCUGCAUGUAUAAUGUUAUUGAGUGGUAUUAAAAAUGAUUAUGAAUUACCAAUAAACAUUUCUAUGAGUAACAUUAUAGUUUAACAAAUAAAAUCAGAUGGUUUUAAUGAAACUAUAUGGGAAGCAGCAACUAGUGCAGCCAUUUAAAUUUAUAAAUCUCAUAUUUUACAAGUUUAAAAUUUUUAAAGUAUUUAAAAUCCAGAUUUAACAAUAUUUUAUACAGAAUAAGUAGAAGAUAUUACAUUUAUUAAUUUAAAAUGUAGAUAAAAUAUUGAUUUAAGUAUUAGAAAUAAUUAUUGUGUGUUUUUGAAUAAUUUUUAUAGGAGAAUAAAAAUGAUUGAUGUUGAAUUAACAAAUUUAAAUGGAAUUGAUAAUUCAUUCAUUGGACUGUCUUCUUGGAAUAAUUUAGUAUACAAUACAAGUAGUGAAGAUUUUAAUGAAGAAAUACAAUUAGAAAAUGUAAUAGUACAAUAUUGUACAAUAACAACUACAGUUUUAGCAGUCCCAUCAAGUGCUAUUUUAAUAGAUUCAACAUAAGAAUAAGUAGUGAUCAUGAAAAACAUGAACUUUUAAAAUAAUAAACAUUUCUCUGCCUCAUAUUUAAAAGGAACAUUAAGACCAAGUAAUCCAACCUUUUUGAUUAGAAGUGUUGUAGGUACUUUGAAUUUAUAGAAUUCUUAUUGGAAAAAUAAUCAAGUAAGUGGAUAUGGUGCUGUAUUAUAUUUGGAAUGUGGAAUCUAAAUAAUUAAGAAUAUUUCAAUGCUUAAUAGCAAUUAUGAUGCAAGUACAUUUAUUAAUCAAAAUCAAUUGUCUUAAUAGAUUAAUGAUUUAGUAGAAGGAGGACAUUUAUUUUUAGCAGGUUAUAACAUUUAAUUAUUGGAUUCAUAAUUUACUAAUUCAACAGGGAAAGUUGGAGGUGGUAUUUAUGUAAAGACUUAGAAAGAAGGUUAAGUCUAUUUCAAUAAUACUAUGAUAUCUAAUGCAUUGACUCCAAUGAAUGGUGGAGUAGUGUCAAGAGGUGGAUGUAUUUAUGUAGAUUCAACUUAUUCUCAAUUGAAUAUGCUUUUAGAGAAUAUGGAAUUAAAAGGAUGUAUUGCAAGAGCAGAUGGUGGUGGAAUAUAUGUGAUUGCAUCAGAUAGAUAAUAACAAUUUACAAUGAGAAGUAGUAUAAUCUCAAAUUGUUAUGGUUUGAGUGGUACAUCAAUUAAAGUGAAGUUUGAUGAGAGAACAUAAGCAAUAUAGAAGACUACAUUGAUUGGAUUGAAAAUUUCAGGCAAUUACACUAAUGCUAUAGAUUAUUUUAGCAAUUUGACUAAUUUCUAAAUAAUUGAGGAAUUCAUGUUAAUUAAACGAUUAGCUGCAUUUGAAUAAGAUAAUGGAUAAGUUGAAAUAUAAAAUUGUUAUAGUGAAGGACUUUAUUAUUAUGGAUUUAUUUCACUUCAAAAUCCUAAUCUUGUAAGAUUCAAUACUAUUGAAUCUUAACAUAGUAUUUUAUCAUAUAGACCAUAUAUCGAAGUGAUUGAACCAUUGGCAAAUCCAAUUUUUAUUGAUUCAGUGCAAUUUAGAAAUAUAUCAUCUAUGAAUGUUACUGUUAUUUGUAAUUAGGAACAAUUGACUAAUUAAUAGAAUGCCAUUUGUAAGAUAUUGUAAUCUCGAGUUGAUUUUCCUGAAUAUAUUAUUAAUCCAGCUAUGAUGUUAAUUGAUCAGAUUACUAAAAAUACUCCAUUAUUGAUGAGAAAUAUCUUUAUCAAUAGAGUAAGGUGUAAAGAAUGUUAUGGAGGAUUAGUUUAAGUAAUGAGAGUAUCCAAUAGUGAAUUAAGAGAAUUAGUUUAAUUGAGUGUUUGCAGAUGUUCUAAUACAGAAGCAGCAUAUUAUGGUUGUUAUAUGGUAUCAGCAGCUUAACAUUCUAAUAUUUUAACAAAAGAAGAUUCCUAAAUUGGUAUUACAUUUAGUUCUUCUCUAAGUUUGGAGUCUAUAUUAAAAAAUACAGGUUUAAAAAGUAGAAGAAGAAUUCUAUAAGCCUAAUAUUCACCAUCUGAUUAUAGUUAUGCUGUGCCGAUCCCUACUUAUGUGGCUCACAUAAUUGUAGAUUCAUUGAACAUUUAGGAUGUCAGAGCUAUUCAUGGUGGAGGUAUAUCUAUAUAUGGACUUACUACUAAUAUAACAAGUGCUUAUUGUACAUAAUCUGUAGUGAUUGGUCAAGGUGGAUGUAUCUAUUAUGAAGCACAAGAAAAAAAUAAGAAAGUAGUAUAUUAAAGAUUGAAUAUUGCAUCCAGUGUAUUCUUUAGAAAUAAUGCCAGUAUAGGUGGAGCAAUUAGAGUCAAACAAAGUGGUAUAAAUGAUUGGACUAAGACUUUAAAUACUAUGCUUUAAAAUUAUGCAUUGUUGUAUGGCAAUGAUGUUGCUGGAUAUCCAACACAUUUAGGAAUAAUAGUCAAUGGCAAAUUAUAACAUUCAAGUUAUAUUAAUGAUAAUACAGAAUGGCUUCAUUAUCCUUUGGUUAUAAAAAGUGGAUAAGAAAUGUAAGGAUUUGAAAAUCAAUCUGUUCUAUUAGUUUUCUUAAAUGAAAAUAAUGAAGCUAUGAAAUAUCAAUUUGAAUCUUAAUCCAAUAUUUCUGCAAACUUAACCAAUACUAUUUAAGGAGAAUCAUUAAGAAUUUUUAAUUUGGAUAAACAAGGUUUUGUCUAUUCUAAUUUAUAAAUAUUAUUUGAUCCAUAUUAAAAUAUCACUCUAGAUGUUCAAAUUAAUAGUUCACUUGUCAACAUUCCUCGUUAUUAUAGUUAAUAUCCUUAUCAACUUAUAGGAUUUGAUACAGAUUAUAUUUUAUAAGCUCGAAUUAGAUCAGUAGAAUGUGAUCGAGGAGAAGCAUAUAAUCCACAAUAAGGUUCAUGUACUCCAUGUCCUAUAGGAUAAUAUGUAUUAGUUUAUAAGGGAAUUUGUAAAUAGAUAGAUGAUACAUCAAUGAAUUACACUAGAAUGAAUUAAAUUAGUAUUAAGAAUUAAUUUUGGAGACCAGAUCAUUUAAAUGAUUUACCUGAGAAAUGCAAAAACAAACCUGUUAAUUGUUUUGGUGGUUUUAAUGUUGGAAAUGAUUUAUGUUAUGAAGGUAUGAUAGGAGCAUUAUGCGAAGAAUGUGAUAUUUAUGGAACUUUUUGGGGAGCAAAAUAUAGUAAUUCAGCAAAAUAUGAAUGUGGUACAUGUUAAGAUAGAACAAGAAAUAUUAUUAUGAUAGUCAUCUUGAGUAUUUUUACUUUGUAUUCUACUAUUUCAUCAGUAAAAGCCAAUUAAGAAAGAAUGGAAAAUUGUGUUCUUUAUGAUAUAUUUGCUCUUCUUGGUUGGGCUUCCUCUUAAAAAGCAAGUGGAAAUGUUGCUGUUUUAAUGAAAAUAUUUAAUAAUCAUACAUAAAUUUUAUCUAUUUUGAGUGGAUUUUAAAUUGAAAUACCUAAUGAAACAGUAGAUUCAGUAAAUACUGUAAGUAUGCCAGCAAAAACAAUAGGUAAUUCAUUGGAUUGUUUUUUGGUUGAAAAUACUUGGGGAAUUGAUUUAAUAUAUUUCCGUUUAAUAUGGUCAUUAAUUAUGUAGGUUAUUUACAUUUUAAUGAUGCUUAUAAUUAUUUUUGUCAGUGUAGCAAUUGGAAAAAUGUAAUUCAAAGUCUAAUAUUUAUAUACUAUGGCAAUUUAUUUAUUUGUUUUUCUAUAACCAAAUUAUGUGAUGGAAUUCAUGACAUUGAUAUCAAGUAGAGAAAUCUCAGGAAAUUAUUACAUCAUGGCUAAUGUAUCAUAUAGAUAUGAUACUUUUAAACAUGAUUAAUGGAUUGCUGGAUUUGGAGUACCUGGUUUAUUAUUGUGGGUUCUUGUCUUACCAACAGCCUUUUGGUAUGUAUGUUAUCAAGGAGCCUAAUAAAUGAAAUUGAAUUCAUUUAGAUUUAGUUAAUCUUGGGGUUUCUUUUAUCAUGAAUACAGAAGAGAUAGAUAUUAUUGGGAAUUCAUAAAGAUAUUUUAUAGAUCUUUGAUUAGUAUUCUUAUUUGUUAUUUCCAAGAGGAAAUCAUUGUCAAAGUAAUAAUGUUAUCUUAUUUUUUAGGGUAUUUUAUCUUUUCUUGUAGUUUAUGCUUAUUAUGGACUUAGUACACACUUUAAUCCUUAUAAUUUAAGAGUGAUCAAUGAUCUAGAUUAACUAUCUACAGUAGUCUUAUCUUUAUCCCUAAUAGUAGGUGUAUUUCUUUAUAGAACAAUUGAUAUUGACUUUUAUGGUCUAACAUAUGCAGGAUAUGUUUUGAUUUCUAUUUUGAAUGCUAUAUUUUUGCUUCUAUUCUUUUAUAAUCUUUUCAAAGGGAAAUUGUAAGAAUUUGCACCUAAAUUGGAUGAUGUUAGGGAGAAGAUUAAAGAAAAAUUCCCUCAUCUUAAUAACAAUCCUCGUCUUCGUCCUUAUUUGUAGAAUCAAACAUAAUUGAAUCACAAGGCAAGAUAAACAUGGGUUGAAUUAAGUAAAAUUGUUAAUAAUGGAAUUACGUUAUGGAGAGCUGAUAAAUCUAAACCUUUGUAAUUUUUUAGAGUGUAAUUAUAUUUUUUUAAAUUUAGUACUGAAACACCAAAGAGUGAUUACAAUACAAAAAUUAACUAAAUCCAUUAAGAGUUCGGUUCUGAGAGUGAUGAUUAAAACUUAUUGUAUGGUGAUGGAUUACAUUCAAUUUAAAUGUCAAAAGAGAAUAUCUAAGAUGAAGGAAAAGAGAAAUAUAUAUACCAUUGA
Messenger RNA from Paramecium pentaurelia, 8334 nucleotides. Lineage: Eukaryota; Ciliophora; Oligohymenophorea; Peniculida; Parameciidae. The record is from the annotation of a GenBank genome assembly.